AUGCCGUUGACGACUGAUCGACGUCGAAACGACAACCAGCUUCCGCAAAAAAUUUCCUUGCUACCUCCGGUUUACGCUGGCGUGUGGACUGGUGGAAAAGCCGUUAGAAACUCUUCCCUCGGUGGCCCGGCUAAACCAACUGGUAACCCUGCCGUUGGCGGUCCGAGGCCCGGAAAAGAAACGAGGAGGGUUGGACAUCGUGGCAAAAUCGCCGUGAAGCUUAACCACCUGCUCUUAAUGGGUAGGUCAUCGGAAAUUACGGCUUGCUCAUCGCUUGGGUUACCAAAGGCCGCGCAGGCCACGCUGAGGACGGCGGCAGGCUGUGAAAAGUCGACAAUCGGAACCCGCUCAUUGCCUUCUACCAACCGGGGUGUAGUAGCACAACAACGGCUGACAAAGGUCGACGAAACGACGACGAAGAAGCCAAUGAGCAACGGGAUAGCUUCACAUUCUGAACGGAGGAGUCAGACAUCGCGAUGA
Soboliphyme baturini is the source of this 480-nucleotide messenger RNA. Lineage: Eukaryota; Metazoa; Nematoda; Enoplea; Dioctophymatida; Soboliphymatidae. The record is from the annotation of a GenBank genome assembly.